AUGGAGAUUUCCAGCGAGUCAAAGCGAUCGUCCAUUCAUGUUCAUGGCACAAGGCCAAGCAAUAGCGACCAUGCUACGGACUCCAUCGAGUACUCGGCAAUUCUUCGUAAAGUUGACUGGCGCGUUGUCCCCAUUAUGCUUGCUUGUUACUUCCUAGAGUUCCUUGACAAAGUACUUAUCAAUUAUGCGAACAUUAUGGGCUUACAGGAUGAUUUGGGCAUGGCCGGCAAUGACUUCAGCUUGAUGGCAACUGCAUUCUUUAUUGCGUUCGCCGUAGCAGAAAUCCCUCAGGGGUAUCUACUACAGAGGUUCCCUUUGGCUAGGGUGUUAGGGCUUAAUUUGCUUUGCUGGGGAAUCCUCGUCGCCUGCAUGGCCGCCGCCCAGAACUACGCCCAGAUCCUCGCGAUUCGCAUAUUGCUAGGCUGCUGUGAAGCGGUUAUUUCGCCAGCACUGGUUAUGUUAACAUCUACGUGGUAUACUAAGCGCCGCGCAGCUCCUCGUUAUGGUAUCUGGUACUCCGGCCUCGGUGCGGGUCAAAUCGUUGGAGGCCUUAUCUCAUUUGGGGCUCAGCAUGGCCCAACGACUGGCUUCAGUGGAUGGCGCAUCAUGAUGGUCGCCGUUGGCAUCUUCAACAUUCUCAUCUCACUUGUCGUCCUCAUGUUUCUUCCUUCGACUUUGGAUGGAGCCAAGUUUCUCCGGCCAGACGAGAAAGACUCGAUCAGACGCAUGCUCAUUCUCGACCAAGCAGGGAACGGACAAAAAGUCUUCAACAAGAAAGGGCUCUUCGAAGUUCUCAUCGACCCGCAAGUCUGGUUACUGACCCUCCUUACCGCUCUGACCGUCAUUCCAAGCGGUGUCAUCACGACCUUCUCGGCGAUCCUGAUCAAAGGAUUCGGCUACGACUCCAAGCAGUCCGCUCUACUCAACAUUCCAUCAGGCGCCGUCAGCAUUAUCGCCACUUAUGGGUCAACAUAUGCCGUCCUCAAGGAAACACCCCGCUGGGUCAGCAUCAUUAUCACCCUAGUGCCUGCACUUAUCGGAGCAGGUCUCAUGUCUUUCCUCCCACAAAACAACCAAGGCGGAAAGCUGGCCGGCAUUUACCUCCUCAAUACUACCGUUGCGCCGUUAGUGCUUAUCUAUUCCUGGGUGGGUGCCAACACCGCCGGAUAUACGAAAAGGAUAGGAGCCAACGCAAUGAUAGCGGUUGGAUUCAGCAUUGCCAAUAUUAUUGGACCGCAGACAUUCCAAACCAAAGAUUCACCCCAAUAUAUUCCCGCUAAAAUCACACUUUUCGUCGUUAUCGGGGUGGCUAUCUUCGUCUCGGCGCUCCUCAGGGUACUUUAUGCCUACUAUAACGCAUCAGCCAGACUUUAUCAUGAUUCCCGGCUUUCUGAUGGAGCGACAGAGCAUGAAAUCGCUACAGCCGGACAGGGCGAUUUGACUGAUCGGGAAGACAAAGGCUUCUUAUAUGUAUAUUAA
Messenger RNA from Penicillium odoratum, 1479 nucleotides. RefSeq lists its product as uncharacterized. Bases 1 to 1479 code for a protein of 492 amino acids. The record is from RefSeq and is a predicted model, not a curated record. The transcript has 2 exons. Gene Ontology annotation, biological process: transmembrane transport. Gene Ontology annotation, molecular function: transmembrane transporter activity. NCBI's taxonomy places the organism in Eukaryota, Fungi, Ascomycota, Eurotiomycetes, Eurotiales, Aspergillaceae. Gene Ontology annotation, cellular component: membrane.